AUGGCUGCCGUGCAAAAAAUCCAACUUGCAGAUGACUUUUCCGUCUACGCAAACCCCGCAGCAAAGCUCGAGGUCGAGUUCAUCUACAAGGAAAUCUUCGUCGAUGGGUGCUACAACAACGCGUCGAUCCCCGACGACGCCUUCAUCGUCGACGCCGGAGGCAACAUUGGCAUGUUCAGCCUUUUCAUGAAGAAGAAAUAUCCGCAAUCGACUAUCCUCGCUUUUGAGCCUGCGCCGGCUACCUUUUCCACCUUUCAGCGCAACAUGGAGCUGCACGGUGUUUCUGGGGUGCAGGCCCAUCAAUGCGGGCUCGGCAAGGAGAACGCCAGCAUGGCCCUGACCUUUUACCCGCAGAUGCCUGGCAACUCGACGCUAUACCUAGAGGACAAGAAGAACCAGAUGAAGUCUAUCGACAAGGAGCACCCCAUCGCCAAGCUCAUGCAGGAGACGGAAGAGGUGCAGGUGGACGUGAAGCGGCUGUCCGAAUUCCUCGACCGCGUGCCGGACCUGAAACGCGUUGACCUGCUCAAGAUAGACGUCGAGGGUGCUGAGCUGGACGUGCUGAAGGGUCUGGACGACAAGCACUGGAACCUGAUUAACAAUAUUGUGAUCGAACUUUGCGACAGCAAGAGCGAGUUCGCCAUCACCAAGGCACUGCUGGAAUCGAAAGGGUUCACGGUUGCGAUAGAACGGCCUGACUGGGCACCCGAAGACCUCAAGAUGUACAUGUUGAUCGCGAACAGACGCUAA
This is a messenger RNA of Cordyceps fumosorosea ARSEF 2679, 750 nucleotides long. RefSeq names its product amino acid adenylation domain-containing protein. The record is from RefSeq and is a predicted model, not a curated record. NCBI's taxonomy places the organism in Eukaryota, Fungi, Ascomycota, Sordariomycetes, Hypocreales, Cordycipitaceae. The transcript has a single exon. The coding region runs from base 1 to 750 and encodes 249 amino acids.